GAGGAGGCGGACCCGCAAGCUGGGGCGUUACGAAACUUCAGGAUCAGACAGCCCCUCCUCAGAGGGGAGGGACCGGCUCCGGGGGCCUUGUUCUCUAGGAGUCGCAGCACUGGACCCCAGAUCUUAGAUCUGCGCCUCUGCUCCGACCCUGGCCCGGCUCCGAAGCGCGUACCCGGGGUGGUCCGCUGUCAGGUCCGCUCUCCACACAGGUGUCCCGCGCUGCCCACCCUGCCAUGUCGUCCUGCAGCCGCGUGGCCCUGGUCACCGGAGCCAACAAGGGCAUAGGCUUCGCCAUCGCCCGUGAACUGUGCCGGCAAUUCUCGGGGGACGUGGUGCUCACCGCACGCGACGAAGCGCGGGGCCGGGCAGCGGUGCAGCAGCUGCAGGCCGAGGGCCUGAGCCCGCGCUUCCACCAGCUGGACAUCGACGACCUACAGAGCAUCCGCGCCUUGCGCGACUUCCUGCGCAAGGAGUACGGGGGUCUCAACGUUCUGGUCAACAACGCGGGCAUCGCCUUCAAGAUGGAUGAUCCAACACCCUUCGACAUUCAAGCAGAGAUGACCCUGAGGACAAACUUUUUUGCUACUAGAAAUGUCUGCACUGAAUUACUGCCCAUAAUGAAGCCUCAUGGGAGAGUGGUGAAUAUCAGCAGUUUACAGGGUUCGAAAGCUCUUGAAAACUGCAGUGAGGAUCUACAGGAAAAGUUCCGAUGUGACACACUUACCGAGGGGGAUCUGGUGGACCUCAUGAAAAAGUUUGUGGAGGACACAAGAAAUGAGGUACACGAGAGGGAAGGCUGGCCCAAUUCGGCUUAUGGGGUGUCCAAGUUGGGGGUCACAGUCUUAUCGAGAAUCCUGGCCCGGCGGCUGGAUGAAAAGAGAAAAGCGGACCAGAUUCUGCUUAAUGCCUGCUGCCCUGGAUGGGUGAAGACAGACAUGGCUGGGGACCAAGGCUCCAGGACGGUGGAGGAGGGAGCAGAGACCCCUGUCUAUUUGGCCCUCCUGCCUCCAGAUGCCACUGAGCCACAAGGCCAGCUAGUCCGUGACAAAGUCGUGCAAAACUGGUGAACGUCUUCUUCAUGGCUUGAUGUUUAAUAAAUGUUGGUGGAA
This is a messenger RNA of Urocitellus parryii (Arctic ground squirrel), 1109 nucleotides long. Its product is annotated as carbonyl reductase [NADPH] 3. Lineage: Eukaryota; Metazoa; Chordata; Mammalia; Rodentia; Sciuridae. Gene Ontology annotation, molecular function: carbonyl reductase (NADPH) activity. The record is from RefSeq and is a predicted model, not a curated record.